Vicia faba (fava bean) is the source of this 1431-nucleotide messenger RNA. Lineage: Eukaryota; Viridiplantae; Streptophyta; Magnoliopsida; Fabales; Fabaceae. The record is from the annotation of a GenBank genome assembly.
AUGCCAAUAACUCUUCCUAGACUCAAAUGCAUUUCACUCUUAAAUUCUCUUCCCAAACAAACCUUAACAAACAACAACAUUAAACAAAUCCACGCCCAACUAAUCAUCAACAACCUCAAUUCCCCCAAACUCCUGUCCGAAUUAAUCAACCAUUACUCUUCCACUUCACCAAACCUUAACUUUCUCAAUUCCAUCUUUUACUACUUUCACACCCCACUUUUAUUCCUCUUCAACACUCUCAUUAAAUGCACCCCCCUUAACCACUCUAUUCACUUUUUCAAAACCAAUUUCUCUAAACAACUCAUUCAUUUUGAUCACCACUCUUUCAAUUUCAUCCUUGGAGCUUGUGCUCGUUCCCCUUCAUAUCCAACGUUAAAAUUAGGAACAGAGCUACACUCAAUAAUCAUAAAACAAGGUUUUGGUUCCAAUGUUUUAGUUCCAACUACAUUGAUUCAUUUUUAUGCUAACAAUAGAGAUGUUAAGUCUGCACGUAAAGUGUUUGAUGAAAUGUCUGAGAGAACUGUUGUCACGUGGAAUGCUAUGAUUGCUGGUUAUUGUUCGGUAAAAGAUGAAAAUGGAAAAAACGCUGUGGAUGGGUUGUGUUUGUUUAAGGAAAUGUUGAUGGUUGGUGUGAGUGAAGUUAAACCGAAUGAUACUACUUUGGUUUGCUUGCUUUCCGCGGCUUCUCAGUUAGGUAUGAUGGAAAUUGGUGUUUGCAUACACGGGUUUGCGGUGAAGAUGUUGUGUAAGGUUGAAGAUGAUGUGUUUAUAGGGACCGGACUGGUUGAUAUGUAUUCAAAAUGCGGGUGUCUUGAGAGUGCUUUGUAUGUUUUCUGGCGGAUGAAAUUGAGGAAUGUUUUGACUUGGACUGCGAUGACUACUGGGCUAGCUAUUCAUGGGAGAGGGAAAGAGGCAUUGGAGAUUUUGUAUAAGAUGGGAGGUGAUGGCGUGAGGCCGAAUGAAACGACUUUUACGAGUUUGUUGUCAGCUUGUUGUCACGUAGGGCUUGUUGAAGAAGGGCUUCGGUUGUUUCGUGAUAUGGAACGAAAAUUUGGUGUGGUGCCUCAGAUACAACAUUAUGGUUGUGUUGUUGAUCUUCUUGGACGAAACGGAAACUUGAACGAGGCUUAUGAUUUUAUCAUGGCAAUGCCGAUUAGUCCGGACGCUCUGAUUUGGAGGAGCUUGCUCAGUGCUUGUAAGAUUCAUGGGGAUGUUGUGAUGGGAGAGAAAGUGGGGAGGUUUCUUCUAAAGUUUAAAGAGAAGAGUUAUGAAGAGUUGGCUCAUAAAAGUGAAGAUUUUGUUGCUUUGUCAAAUGUCUAUGCUUCAGCAGAAAGAUGGAAUGAUGUUGAAGUUGUAAGGGAGAAAAUGAAGACUAAGGGUGUUUUUAAUAAGUCUGGUAUUAGCUCAGUUCAAACUUUAAGCACUUCAUAA